AUGACUGUGCCAUCUGGGUCCCGCUUCUGUAAUCCAAAACGCGUGGGGACUCUGCGCCAGGAUCUUGCGGAGGAGCUGCUGGAUUUUUAUCCGAGGGCGAAGGUGGUGUUGAAUCGGCGGAGGGAUAUGAAUGCCUGGCAUCGGAGUCUGAAUGAAGCUGCGCAGAUGAUAUUGAGGAGUUGGGGUGUGUGGGGUUUGAGUUUGGGACGCGGAGCUGUUUUGGUGGUAUCAGAGUGCGGUGUUGUGGAUGGGGAUUGUGGGUUUAAGAAGAACGGAAAAGAGUGGGCGAGGAGUUAUUAUGAGAGGUUGGAAAAGAAGUUGGAGAGGGACGGGAGGGAGUAUUUGGAUUGGGAGGUUCAGGAUGGGUGGGGACCACUGUGCGGGUUUUUGGGGAAGGAGGUCCCGGAGGAGGAUUUCCCUUGGGGGAAUAGGGGGGGAGGGGAGUUUGAGAAGAAUGCGAAUAAGACUAUUAAGAAGAUGGCGUAG
This is a messenger RNA of Pseudogymnoascus destructans, 486 nucleotides long. RefSeq lists its product as uncharacterized. The record is from RefSeq and is a predicted model, not a curated record. The transcript is spliced from 3 exons. Lineage: Eukaryota; Fungi; Ascomycota; Leotiomycetes; Thelebolales; Thelebolaceae. The coding region runs from base 1 to 486 and encodes 161 amino acids.